UUUUCCCGUCUCGCUCUUUUCCAGAGGAGAGAGCUUCACUCCCCACUCACUUCACUCACUUCAAAAAAACACCCCCAAACCAAACCCUAGAUCUCUCCCUCUCCCUCCAAACCCUAACCCUAACCCUAGAUCUCUGCUCCCCUCACCAAUGUCUUCUCUCUUCUUCCUCUGUCUCCUCAUUCUCUCCUUCUCAGUCUCCCGAUCCCACUCCCUCACCCUCUCCUCUCGCCUCAUCCACCGCUUCUCCGACGAGGCCCGCUCGCGUCGGCCGGCGGCCUCCGGCAUUCAGGCCGCGGCGAUGCCCGCUCGCCGGAGCUCCGACUACUACAAGCUUCUGACCAAGAGCGACCUCCAGAGGCAGAAGAAAAGGAUCGGCAAUGUCAAGUACUCGAACCUGUUUCCAGCCGAAGGAAGCGAGGCGUUCUCUCUAGGAAACGAUUUCGGAUGGUUACAUUACACAUGGAUUGACAUUGGGACACCAAAUGUUUCUUUUCUUGUGGCAUUGGAUGCUGGGAGUGACUUGUUAUGGGUACCAUGUGAUUGCAUACAAUGCGCUCCUCUAUCUGGCUAUCAUGGUAGUUUGGAUAAAGAUCUUGGCACGUAUAACCCAGCGGAAUCAAAAACCAGCAGGCAUCUCCCUUGCAGCCAUGAGCUGUGUGAUUUGGGCACUAGCUGCAAAAAUCCAAAGCAGUCGUGCCCAUAUACUCUCAACUACUAUUCAGAAAAUACUUCCAGUUCUGGAUUGCUGGUGGAGGAUAUGUUGCACUUAGCGACGAAUGGGGAGCAUUCAUCAGUCCACGCCCUGGUUAUUGUCGGCUGUGGUAGGAGGCAGAGUGGUGGAUACUUAGAUGGAAUUGCUCCUGAUGGUCUUCUUGGUCUAGGAUUUGGAAACAUUUCAGUUCCAAGCAUCUUAGCAAGAUCUGGAUUGGUGCAUAAUUCUUUUUCAAUGUGUUUCAAAGAUGAUGAUUCUGGGAGAAUUUUCUUUGGAGACCUAGGUGUCUCAGCCCAGCAAUCUACUCCAUUUGUCCCUUGGGAAGGGAAAUAUCGUACCUAUAUUGUUGAGGUGGAAAGUUUUUGUGUCAAAGAUCGGUGUCCCAGGAAAACUGCCUUUCAAGCACUGGUUGACAGUGGUUCAUCAUUCUCUUAUCUUCCUGAAGAUAUCUACAACAAAGUUACUGUUGAGUUUGACAGGCAAAUAAAUGCUUCAAGGUUUGUCUAUGACAGCGCUGACUGGGAGUACUGUUAUAAAGCCAGCCCACUGAAGAUGCCUGCAGUGCCAACUUUGACAUUAAUGUUAGCCGUGAACAAGAGUUUUGUGGUCACCAAUCCCGUCUUUCUGGUCUAUGGUAAAGAGGAGGAGAUUGUUGGUUUUUGUUUAGCUCUACAAUCUUCGCAAGAAAGUCUGGGGACCAUUGGACAAAAUCUUAUGACAGGAUAUCGGAUAGUUUUUGACAGAGAGGAUUUGAAGCUUGGGUGGUCACGUUCUAAUUGUCGAGAUCUUGAUGAUAGUAGCACAGUUCCUUUGACUCCACCAGCACAAAGCAGCACUGAGAAUCCAUUGCCGACAAAUGAGCAGCAGAGCUCUCCUAAUGCCCGUGCAGUUUCUCCAGCUGUUGCUGGAAGGGCACCCACUAACAUUCCAUCAGCUGCAGCUCUUCAUGUGGUUAACUGGUUGUCUUUCUCCUUGUUGCUACUGGCUCAUCUUACGGUUAUUUUAAUUGGGUAGGACAGUUUUUAUGGUUAUAUUAUAUACUUCAUUAUAUAUAGUGCUGUAAAUUUGAGGUUUUCUGGCAGCCUUUCCUGUAUCCAAUGUGGGUUUUUUAUGUCAUUGGAUUUAUUGGGGCUGAAUCUAGUAAAUCCUACAUCUUUUCUACUCUGUUAUAUAACCAUCCAUUUACAUCUCAUCAUUCCACGUUUAACCUUAAA
This is a messenger RNA of Asparagus officinalis (garden asparagus), 1926 nucleotides long. RefSeq names its product aspartic proteinase-like protein 1. Gene Ontology annotation, biological process: proteolysis. The record is from RefSeq and is a predicted model, not a curated record. Gene Ontology annotation, molecular function: aspartic-type endopeptidase activity. NCBI's taxonomy places the organism in Eukaryota, Viridiplantae, Streptophyta, Magnoliopsida, Asparagales, Asparagaceae.